This is a messenger RNA of Tachysurus vachellii, 4810 nucleotides long. RefSeq names its product IQ motif and Sec7 domain ArfGEF 3a (gene iqsec3a). The record is from RefSeq and is a predicted model, not a curated record. Bases 1 to 2460 code for a protein of 819 amino acids. Gene Ontology annotation, molecular function: guanyl-nucleotide exchange factor activity; protein binding. The transcript has 12 exons. Gene Ontology annotation, biological process: actin cytoskeleton organization; regulation of ARF protein signal transduction. NCBI's taxonomy places the organism in Eukaryota, Metazoa, Chordata, Actinopteri, Siluriformes, Bagridae.
AUGAGGGUGCAAAGGAACGGGGCCUGCAGCCAUGCCAGCACUUCUGACUACGAGCUCUCUCUUGACCUCAAAAACAAGCAGAUCGAAAUGUUAGAGCACAAAUAUGGGGGUCACCUCAUCUCGCGCCGUGCCGCCUGCAAAAUUCAGACAGCCUUCCGCCAGUACCAGCUCAGCAAGAACUUUGAGAAAAUCCGCAACUCCCUGCUGGAGAGCCGGCUUCCUCGCCGGAUCUCCCUGCGUAAAGUGCGUGUUCAGAAUGCCGAAGGUUUCUCAGCUGAGAGGGCGCUGGCCGAAGGCUGCUCUGUUGCAGGCAUUCCCCUGGUUCGGUCCCCAUCACUGCCUGUUACCGUGGGUGGAAAUCUCACAGACCUGGAAGACUCCUUUACAGAACAGGUACAGUCCCUAGCCAAGUCCAUUGACGAUGCCCUUAGCAACUGGAGCAUGAAGACUAUGUGCUCUUUGCAGGAGGGAGGCACCUAUCAAUUUAGUACUGAAGCCUUUGGCACUGCAGGUGGAAAACCUACAGUGGCUGUAACUGUUGGAGAGAGUGGUACCUUAGAUCAGGCGACCCUACAGAGUGGUACAGUGUUGGGAGACAAUGCAGACAUUUCUCGUAGUGCCAGCAAGCUAAUGAUGGCCUUUCGGGAUGUGACAGUGCAGAUUGAUAGUCAAAAUUUUCAUAUGUCCUCCUCUGUCAUGGAGUCCUCCACAUCAGUGUCUCUUGGGAACUGUGUCCAGCAGGGGCCCGGAGUGACUGAGACCCCCAAACAACCCCUUAUAGAUGAAACAAAACACCUAGAACCGCCUCCACCCCCCCAAGAACCAAUUCCCCCACCCCCAGAGUCAGAUCUUGGAGAUUUCCCAGAGAGUGAUUUCCCAGCACCACCCCCCUGUGAAGAAGAACUUUUAGAGGAUCUAUCACCUCUUGCCCUGGAGAAGACAGAGUCUCCAUUGCCAGAGGUUGCAUCCCCAGUGGAGACAGUAGAAGAGUCCAUUCCUCAAGUAGGACUAACUCCAGAGGUCCCUACUGUGGAGGUUCUUGAAGCCAAGCGACAACUUUCAGACCCAGCUGACAACAGCUCAGAGCAGAUGAGCAGCAGCAGCACAUCAACAUCUGCCCGUUCAGCUUCGGAGGCCUCAUCCAAGGAAGCGCUGCAGACUAUGAUGCUCAGCCUGCCACGCUACCACUGUGAAAACCCAAGCAGCUGCAAAUCACCUACCCUCUCUACAGAUGUCAUGCGUAAACGCCUAUACCGUAUUGGUCUCAACCUCUUCAACGUAAAUCCAGAUAAAGGCCUCCAGUUUCUCAUCUCACGAGGUUUCAUUCCUGAUACACCCAUAGGCGUAGCACACUUCCUGCUGCAGAGGAAAGGCCUAAGCCGCCAGAUGAUCGGCGAGUUUCUUGGCAACAGCAAGAAGCCCUUCAACAGAGAUGUCCUAGAUUGUGUAGUGGAUGAAAUGGAUUUCUCUGGGAUGGAACUGGAUGAGGCUCUGAGAAAGUUCCAGGCUCACAUCCGUGUGCAGGGAGAGGCCCAGAAAGUGGAGCGGCUCAUCGAAGCGUUCAGCCAGCGCUACUGCAUGUGCAAUCCAGAUGUGGUGCAGCAGUUCCACAACCCAGACACCAUCUUCAUCCUAGCCUUCGCCAUCAUCCUCCUCAACACAGAUAUGUACAGCCCCAACAUCAAACCUGACCGCAAGAUGAUGCUGGAGGACUUUAUUCGCAAUUUGAGGGGAGUGGACGAUGGAGCAGACAUCCCUCGGGACAUGGUGGUGGGCAUUUACGAGCGUAUUCAGCAGAGAGAGCUACGGUCCAAUGAAGACCAUGUGACAUACGUCACCAAGGUGGAGCAGAGUAUUGUAGGAAUGAAGACGGUCCUGUCAGUCCCUCACAGAAGACUGGUGUGCUGUAGCCGUCUUUUUGAAGUAACUGACAUCAACAAAGCCCAGAAACAAGCUUCUCACCAGAGGGAAGUCUUCCUUUUCAAUGACCUCAUUGUGAUUUUGAAGCUGUGUCCAAAGAAGAAGAGCUCGGCUGCCUACACGUUCUGUAAAGCCAUGGGCCUCCUGGGGAUGCAGUUCCACCUGUUUGAGAAUGAAUACUAUCCCCAUGCGAUAACCAUCGUGUCUCCGGUCUCAGGCUCAGAUAAGAAGCAGGUCUUGAACUUCUGUGCUCAGAGCUCAGAGGAGCUGCUCAAGUUUGUGGAAGACCUGAAGGAGUCCAUCGCUGAGGUGACUGAAAUGGAGCAGAUACGCAUUGAAUGGGAGUUGGAGAAGCAGCAGGGAGCCAAGACACUCCCUUCUAAGAACAAUGGCACCCAGCUGGAGCUCCGUGGGAGACAGAGCUCUCCAUCGGGCAAAAAUGAAGCAGACACAGCACAGCAGAGUGGGCACAGUGCGGUAGAGGCUUCAGACGUACCAGCUCAGUGCAGUGCCAACCCCAGAGAACGCCGUCCUUCUUAACCAGCGAGGGGAGCUGUGCCAGCCGCCAUGUGCCAGCCCCGUGCCCUCGUACCCCCACCAGCGACCCGACACGCUCAUCCAGUGCCAGCAGAUUGUCAAGGUCAUCGUGCUGGACAAAGGCGGUCACGGGUGUGUCGAAGCCCUCCUUGGUCAGAGCCCCACCCACCAGCUUAUCUCUUCACCUGAUGCGGGCGGAGCCCAGCGGGAAAAGGAUGGUUCUCAGCCUCCGCUACCUCCACCUCCUCCACCUUACAACCACCCUCAUCAGUACAUCCCCCCUGACCCCCGCUUAACCCUGCAUAGGACCCUGAGUGGCUCUCGAAGUAUAGUCUAGAGCUAAAAUAUACCUUGGAAAAAUAUAUAGAUAACAUUCAUGUGCUUACCAUUUGUGUAUAUAUGUAAACAUACAGAGAAAUAUAAUGAAAGAAAAAAAGAAAAAUGCAUAUAUAAAUACAUAUAUUUAAGGUAAAUGAAUAAAAAAAAAACAAAGAAGUAUGUACUUUAUUAACUUUGCAGAUAUGUGAAAUAACAAUGACAUGAAAAGAAAAUUUACUUGAUUCAAGCAGAUUUUGAAAAACAAAAUGUAGUUUUAAAAUAUUUCUUUGUCUCUUUGGACUCUUACAGGUUAUACAAGUCAUUAUACAGUAUGGAAGAAUUUCUCUGGCAUUUUUAGAGCUAAAUGAGAAAAGGAAGAUCACUUCACUCCAAAACAGCCUAAUUCCACAAUGACCGCCUAUGUCUGAGCUAAAUCUGAUUUAUUUUAGUCUUUUAUUACAUUACUGUAAAACCUGUUAUGUGUAUGUGUGAGCACUAAACUGAUGAGUGAUAUAUGUGCAAAAUAAGAAAAAAAAAAUUGAAAACAUUUUAACUGCAAUAUUUUUUCUCAAGCUCUGUAUGUGGUCAUGUGUCCACAUUGUGUUCUUUUAAAUAGGGAAAUACACCAGUCCUUGUUAUUGCUCAACAUGUCAGAAAAUACUCUUAAUUCUCCUGCUUUUAGCCAGCCACUAACAUUUGUGUGGAACUCUUUCCAUCUGCUCUUGCUCUCAGGAACUCCAGAACGUAUAUGAACAUGUAGCAUCUCAGAAAGUAGGUGGCACGAACAAAGAGGACUUUUUGCACACAUGGAUAUCUGCUUGGCAUUCUGUGAUCCAAAUUUAAAAAUCAGCAUAAUGACUUUGACUGUUUCUUUGACACCAAUUUCAUCUAAGCAGCACUUACUGAAUAUACUGAAUCAUUACAUCUAUUGGACCUGAAGUUCACUUAGCAUCACUGUUUGUUUUCCUCGGUAUAAGUCUGUUCACCUUUUGAUGUAAGUAACACGUAAAACAAACUGUGCAUUUUUGGGACUAAACACUUGAAUUUUAAUGGUUGUUUCCUGUUUGUUUAGUCUCAUAAGAGAUGGAUGUUGAAAUGGGGUUAAAAAAAAGUUUUGUUUUGUGCUAUAUGUAUAUAUCUUAAUCUGAGUCUGAAUAAGGUACUGAAACUGUUUGGGUCUAGUCAAUGUUAACAGUCUUUGAUCUGUCUUCAUCUCAUCUCAGACAGGUCAUUGUCUGUUUAGUCUGGAAGUGUAUUAAUCAUGAGCACCAUCGAUAUGUCUUGAAUAGGGUGUUUGUUUUCAGCUCCCCUGUCCGCUUAUCAGGCCGAGAGGUUUGUUUAUAAUUACACUGCUGCUGUUCAGAGUUCCCUAUCUGAUUCAGGCUCCCAUGUUUCAUUCUACACACUUUUACAUGCAAGGUAUUGGAAAUGAGACUGAGUGAAUCUCUUUGGAGCUGUGUGUAGUCUAAGUUGAUUUACUGGCCCUGACUUGUUGAUUGGAUAGCAUCAGACUGCCUAUUCCCAUCUCUAUCACCUCUACCAUCCUACCUAUCUGCACUUAUCUAAAAAAAAAAAAGGGUACCAAAUAGACCUCUGUCCUUCAUCAAGGAGAACUCCAUCCUCCCGUACUCCAUCUAGUUUAAAGUUGUAGUUGAGGACAUUGCUUCAGAGAUCUGAAAUUCUUCUAAAAUUAGCUUAAAAUUUUUUGAUGAGGCUGCAGCCUUCAAAUCAUAAAGCUCCCCCAAGUUGAACCGCUUCUUUCCUGCGUAUGAAAUAUUAAAUGAAUUACAUUCAUUUUUCAGGAGGCAAAAACCUCCUAAUAAACUCUGCACAACUUUUUUUGCUUCCCUGAGUGUAUAGUGCCUGAAAGAUAUAACCACACUAUAUGUGCUUAUAGGGUGUAAGAUGUUUAGAUAUAGUCACAGCAAAUGCUAUGAUGCUAAUGCUAGCUUUGGAUUUGACUGAUACAGAAAGGGCUAGUACACUGAGUACUGUAGCUGCCUUUAAAUAACACAGACGUCUGCAUCGGGCUAGC